AUGGCCUAUGGAACCUGUCUGUUCGGCCACCCGAACAGCGGCAUUGUUAACCAUGGUAACAACUUGGUUCUUGGCAACCAAUGCGUUCGAAACGAUGAAGGCCUAGGUACUAUGCAGGUUUGGGAUUUUGGCGAGUUAAAUUCUCUCCCCCACACUUUCGACAGCCAUAUUAACCAAGGCAAGCCGGAAACUAAGCUGAUGCCAGAGUCUGUGGCUGCCUUUGGCACCAGGCCUAGCUGCGAAAGGUACCCGAGCGGAGUUUUUCUAGAUCAAGAUGGCGACGUCAUCAUGUGCGACUGCACCAGCAAAGUUAUGAUGGCGCCGUGCUUCAGUGACUGGUAUAUCAGGAGCCGGGAGUCCCAGAGGCAGCUUAGAAGGGACCAUGAGCAGCUGAUGCAGGAGCUUAGCGACUACAAGCUGAACCACCCAAGCAGUUGGUCCAAGGAAGAGGCGUUCCAACGUAUGUCUAUUGAACUGAGGAGCUACGUCGCGGACAAGUACGUCCAGCAUAUGAACGCGGAAGAAGAGGAGCGCAAAAGAAAGCUCAGGAUUCGUGGUUGGUAA
Pyricularia pennisetigena is the source of this 564-nucleotide messenger RNA. RefSeq lists its product as uncharacterized. The transcript has a single exon. NCBI's taxonomy places the organism in Eukaryota, Fungi, Ascomycota, Sordariomycetes, Magnaporthales, Pyriculariaceae. The record is from RefSeq and is a predicted model, not a curated record. Bases 1 to 564 code for a protein of 187 amino acids.